Molecule: messenger RNA, 983 nt
Organism: Paramecium octaurelia
Lineage: Eukaryota; Ciliophora; Oligohymenophorea; Peniculida; Parameciidae
Source: the annotation of a GenBank genome assembly
AAUGUUAAAAAUAGAGGAAUAAAAUUACUCAAGACAAUUAAUCAAGUAGGACAAAGAACUAUCAUAAUUUAUAAAAUAUCUAGAGUUACAAAAUGAUGUAACUGAGAAAAACAAAGAGAAAGAAUUUAGGAUGAAACAGAAAGAAUCAAUCAUACUUGGUUAAAGGUCAGAGAUGAAAUAGGCACGUGAAUAUUAAGCUAGACUAAAGUAACUAGAAUUGUCAACAAUCAGGGAGAAAUAUGAUGAAUCUCUAACCAUGAAGAAUAAAGUAAAUAAGAAAUUAAUUUUCAGAGUCUUGAAUAGAGAUUGUAGAAUUAAGAGUAAAAGCAUCAAUAGAUGUUGCAAGAAGCCAAAAUAAAAAGGGAGGAGUAAGCUAAUUUAAGAAGUCUUCAUCUAAGAGACUCAGUUGAUUAGGCUAUUGCAAAGGCAAAUUAAAUUCACUAAGAUAAGGUAGAUUAUUUUAACUAUUAAUAAACACGUAAAGACCAAUUUUUAUCCUAAUUACAAAGCGAAAAGAAUAUAAAAUAACUUGAAAAAUCAAUGAAUUUUUAAAUGAAAUAAGAAUUGAAUGAUUCAAAUUAUAAAAAGGCCUAAGAUAUUUUAAAUGAAAGAAUUUAUAAAACUUUGAAUAAAUUGAAUUAAAAAGAUUCGUUGUCAUAGCAAAUACAAUUAGAAAAUGAGAGGAAAUUAAACAACAAAUUAUUUUCUCAAAAAGCAUCCUUAGAGAAUGGACUAUCAAAUGCGGAUUAUGCAAAGGCAAGGUUUGAAUAGAACUUGAAUAUGAAGAAAUCCAUGACUGAAUAUAAAAUGAAUAAAUUAGAUUAAAUGAUGUAUGAAUCAUUAAAUUAUAGUAUUUUAGAAGGGAGAAGCAGUUGUUAUAAUAAUAGGAAAGGGAAACAAGGGUAAUGGUCGAAAAGAGGAAGAACUAGUUGAAAGAGGAAUUUGAUAGAAAAAUGAACUUGCUUCAAAAAUAACAGUAUUGA